CAAACGGCGGCCAUGCUGGAUAUUUUUUGACGUUUCGAACGAAGUGGUACGAACUUUUCGGGUGAUCUUUUGCAGGAUUCGAUUGGAUUUGAACCACGUUUCAGCCGAGUGAAAAAUGAGCGGCGGCAUCAAAAUGUACGCGGCGCGCCAGAUCGUGCGACACGAUCUGCCCGUCGAGCUGCCCAACUGCAUGUACACCCUUGCAAACAUCCAUAGGAACGGUGUCACCACCAAGGCCAGUGCGACGAAGGUGGCGACAGGGCAACAUCAGCAGCAGCAGCCGUCCGCAGACAUUUCCGAGCAGGUUAAACUGUUUUUAAAGAACAACUCCGACUUGAGGGGGAUGGCAGCGUUGGAGUCGAAACAGCAGCAGUUGCUCAAGCAGCUCGAGGAGCUGAAGCAGCAGAUGCUCGGCAUCAAAGAUGAUCUCAAGGCUAUCGGCGGAAGCACCCCUGUCUCCAAAUCCACCUGCAAAAAAUCAUCAUCAGCCAAAACUGUUAGCAAUAAAUCACUUAAGGUAUCGAAUAUUCCCGACAUCGUGAUCAACGUUCAAAAGAAUGCGGACGCACCGAAGAUCUCCGUCAGAUUGAUCUGGAAGAACAUUGGCUUCAAUCAAAUGGAACUGAUGGUGUGCUCCGUUCCCAUACUGGACGAGUGCAACUUCUUGAGGCACAUCUGCAGACUGACCGGAGGUUUAUCGUACGACGAGAAGAACUUCGAGAUCGACGAUCUGCUGGAUCUCAGCUACAGCAUCGCCAAGUCGCAGACGAAGCAGAAACGCAUGGAGCUGAUGCAGCUGGUGAACAAGAGGCUCGGCAAGAGCGAUUUCUUGUUAGGGGAGACGGGUUUCGGUGUUGCGGACGUCGCCCUCUACUCCGCCAUCAAACAGGUGGCGCAAGGAGCCGAGAUCAACGUGAAUCUGACCAGGUGGAUGAAGAACUGCGAGGCUGCUUAAUUUAAUCAUUACCGACGAUUUCUUAAUAAAUUUAUUUUAAUCUAA
Molecule: messenger RNA, 1000 nt
Organism: Nicrophorus vespilloides
Lineage: Eukaryota; Metazoa; Arthropoda; Insecta; Coleoptera; Silphidae
Gene: AIMP2
Product: probable aminoacyl tRNA synthase complex-interacting multifunctional protein 2
Exons: 5
Coding region: 116-955 (279 amino acids)
Cellular component (GO): aminoacyl-tRNA synthetase multienzyme complex
Source: RefSeq, a predicted model, not a curated record